AUAUUGAAAAUAGCAUAUCUUUUAAAAUGUUUUUUAAUAAUUUUUUAUUGAAUUAUUGAAACAAAUGAAAUUUCAAAUGGUGCUGAGUGGUUAAGAUACAACUAUUAACUUUCUACAUCGUAUAUCAAUAAUUUGUUGUUAUAUAUCUUAAAUAAUUGGAUGCUUAAAUCAAUGCAUAAAUCAAUAGUUACGAUUUAUUUAUUAUUUUAUAAUAAAUGAUACUCGUUGAGAAUACAGUAAGAGAUUUUUUUGUAUUUAUCCAUUUAUAUCCAAUUUAAAAUAAAAACUUUUGCAUUAUAAAGAGAACGAACCGUACAAAUUUAUUUGUUUCUAAAUAUAUUUUAGAAAUAUCAAAAGUAUUAAAACUUCUAAAUAUUUAAAAAAUUUGUAUGCUUCCUUCUCAACGAAUAUAAUUGUCACAACAAUGAGCAAUACUUAAAUAUUAAUCUGUGAUACAUCGACUUUUACUAUUUGUUUCUUUAUCCGUACGUAUAUAUGUUUCGUGUGCACGUGUAUAUAUUGUAAAACUGUCAACUAACUAUUGAUUUGUAACAAGACGAAACAAAUGUACGAGACAAUCUUAGCUGUUAGCUAAUGCCAAAGUUAAUUGUAAAUUUAUGCAUUGUAUCAAUUACUGUUCGCAAAAUGGUUGGAUUUUUAAAUGAUUCUCGGUAUCUCGGUAUAUUUUGAGAAUGACAAAUGCUAUUUGUAUAUAUGUAAAUAAACUGUUACGAUAUCUAUUAUACAAAACGUGUCAUGUUCCAUUAAGUUGUAUAAAAAUUUAAAAGUAUAGAACAAAUAUGUAUUUGAAUUUCGCGUUACUGCAGUUCUACUUGAGACGGAACACAGAGACGUGUGUACACAAGAGAUCGUAUUGAUGAUGAUAAUAGGACAUGUAACAUGUAAAUGAGACAGUUGGAAGAUGCUGAAAAUAACUUAAUGCGUUCCUUGGACGUAUACAAAGUGUGUGUUACCAUCGUUAAUUGUUAACAUCGUGCUUUGAGUUGCAAAAGUACAGUGAGAAAAAAAAUGAAUUGGUAUCAAAUAGCUAAUAUGAUUUGUAUCGUAAAAUGUGUAAUAUUGGCGACAACUAAUCAGCAUACUUGGGCUCGAAACUUCAAAUUGUGUGAUGGAAAAUUGCAGUCCCCGAUAUCCAUAUCGUCGUUUAAAUCGAUAACUCUUCCACUGCCUGCGCUUGAGAUAAUUGGGUAUCGUGAUUUUUUGCCCAGUCCAUUGUAUCUAAAGAACAAUGGUCAUUCAGUCGUAGUGAAUGUAAAGAAUCAUUUAAGAAAAAGGUUGCCUUAUAUAUUUGGAGGAUCGCUCGACAUAAAUCAAGAAUAUGAAAUAGAUCAUUUGCACUUUCAUUGGGGUGCAAAAAAUAACAGGGGAUCUGAGCAUGUGUUGAAUGGUAUUAGGUAUCCUAUGGAAAUGCAUAUAGUUCAUAGAAAUAGGAUUUAUUCAAAUUUGUCCAAUGCAUUAAAUCACAAAAAUGGUCUUGUAGUUUUAGGGAUCUUCUUCCAAGAAGAAGAUAACGAAUCGUUGUAUUCUAUCAUAAAUCACUUGACAAGCGUGCGAUGGUUAAAUAAGGAAAUAAAAUUAAACACAUCUGUAACACUGGCUUCGUUGCUACCCAAAAAUACAGAUGUAUUUUAUAGCUAUAAGGGUUCCUUGACUACACCUCCGUGUAACGAGAGAUUUUCUCCUUUAUUUGUACUUAUUUCUACGUGUGUUGUUUGUUCGCAGUUAAAUAAAUUUAGAUUACUUUCCGGUGGAAAUAAAUUGAUAGCUGAUAAUUACAGAAAAUUACAAAAUAUCGGACUCAGAAAAGUGUACGUUAGGAAGUUAAAUCCACGUUUAUUUGCGAAAUAUAACGAAACGAUUUUUAACGUCGCGGAUUUGGACUGGUUUUGGCACUAA
Molecule: messenger RNA, 1917 nt
Organism: Heterotrigona itama
Lineage: Eukaryota; Metazoa; Arthropoda; Insecta; Hymenoptera; Apidae
Source: the annotation of a GenBank genome assembly